Molecule: messenger RNA, 576 nt
Organism: Molossus molossus (Pallas's mastiff bat)
Lineage: Eukaryota; Metazoa; Chordata; Mammalia; Chiroptera; Molossidae
Gene: SPINK2
Product: serine peptidase inhibitor Kazal type 2
Exons: 4
Coding region: 55-309 (84 amino acids)
Biological process (GO): spermatid development; negative regulation of serine-type endopeptidase activity
Molecular function (GO): serine-type endopeptidase inhibitor activity; protein binding
Source: RefSeq, a predicted model, not a curated record
GCGUCUCGCGGGCACUAAAGUGCGCAGACACGGGACCGCGGGAGGUGGCGAAGGAUGGCGCUCGCGGCGAUGAGCUGGCUGCUGUUGCUCCUGGCCAUGGACUUGGCAGUCUCUGUGAACAAUCAAUUUGGUGCACAUGCAGAUUAUAUAACACCAAAGUGUGAUCAAUAUAAAUUACCAGGAUGUCCAAGAGACUUUAGCCCUGUAUGUGGAAGCGACAUGUCCACUUAUCCCAACGAGUGUACUCUGUGCAUGAAAAUCAGGGAAGAUGGGCAUGAUAUAAAAAUAAUCCGAGAUGGACCGUGCUGAUUGUGCAGUUUACAGAAGAGAAAUUGGAGAAACCACCUUCAACUACACACUAGAUGAAUUUAACUUUCCCUUUUUCUCUUUUCCAAUGUUUGUUUGCAUGAGAUUUGUUAAUCCACUUUUUCUGAGAGAAGAUGUGGAAGACAACCAUGUGCAGUAACUGAUGAUUAAAACAAAAAACAAAACAAAAUUCUUAUUUCUUGGCUUUUGCCCCUUGAGUUAAGCUUAUUGCCCAGAUGACUUGUGCAUUACUUUAUUUAGUUGGAAUAA